UAUUUAAAAAGAGUCUGAAAACACAUAUUUAUAGAUUUAAACCCUUGCAAAAAUUCAAGAUAACAUUUCUUUUUUUUUCCAAAAUCGCUUUAAUAUAUAUCUUUAUAAUAUUUAUAUAAGCCGAUAUAAACAAGCAGCAAAAUAUUUCCAAACUGUGUAGGUAAAAAAGAAAAAAUGUAAACAGAUUUAAUCCAUAAUAAUGCAAUUGUUGACUCCGACGAAGGAGAUCUUUUAUCUUUGCACCCGAAAAGCACAAUGUCCUCUAUAUUCUAGUGCUGCGCCAUCUAUUAACAACUGUCCUGAAUUGCAUGUGUCCUGAUUUGCCGUUUCUGACCUAGAUUGCCGGUUUCUCCUAAAGCGAGGCAGCAUCAUAUGGUUCAUUUAUAAUCUGCAGAAGCGACUAAAGAAUAAUUUGCUAGUUUUGAUGAUUAUGCAAAAAUGUUAUGGCGUAAACGGGAGUCGUCUUAUUCUAGCUGAGGUUUAGAUGGUGUGAAAACGCAUAAUCAUGAUUAAAGGUGGGGAAAGUUUGUUUUUUCCGGAAGUAUAUUCUGGGUUUGUAGAAAACAAAGAAGAACUUGGAAGAUUCGGCAUCGCACAGCCACCGAUCAGGCAAAAUGGGAAUGGAAAACUUCCUGACUUUAUUCAUAUUUUUGAUAGGAUUAGCUAACCAUGUAUUUGCCAGAACAUCGGCCCAAGAUGUGUACUGUGCUGCAUGUGAAUCCACUAUCACAGAAAUAGAAAGAAUAUUGAUGAAGCCUUCUAAGAAAAAUAUAGCAGAAAGUGUACACGAAACAGUUGCUUCAGUUUGUAAAGAGAAAACUUUUAAGCCAUAUUUUGAGGAUGCAAAAGAUGAUUCCAAACUUCAAGACCUGGUGAAAGGAUGUAAACAUCUACUUGACCAACAUGGGGGGCAUAUAGAAGUUCUCUUUCGUGAAAGCUACAGUGAGCAAAGAAAAACAAAAUUGACAUUGAAGGAACUUUUUAUAAGAAUUUGUGAGCAAAUUUCUAAAGCAUGUCCAACAAAACCAGCCGAGGAGAAGGAACAGGAACUGGAUGUGGAAAAAAUGGUGGAUCAGAUUCAAGAACUUUUAAAGGUGGAAAAAGUGAAAUUGGUGAAUCCAGUGGCUCACAAUGAAGAAUUGUGAUCUUUAUAUAAAUUUAUAAGAGCAUUAACACUUGCCUUUUUUAAACUUAAUAUUUUUAUUGCUGAAAGUUUUACAUGUUUGAAACCUGUAGUAUUUACAGAUGAACAGUCUUCAUGUCAGCUGUGUUUUUUUGUAUCGUUACAAAGUUUUUAUAAGAAUUUUUGAGAUUGCUGUCCACAUUCCAUCUGUGAUUCAGGUGAAAGACUUCUGGUCAUCUUUGUAUGCAAUGAAUAGUCUGUAACUUUUUUGAAAGCAACUUAUUUUAAACUAGAGACGUAGGAAUGAUACUGAAGUUUGUGUCAGUUUUCUUUUUUUUCUAUCUUGGUUAAAAUGCACUGAGGUUGUGAUUUUUAUCAGUUUUGGUCAGCAUGAGUUUUUCUUUUUGGCACUUGUUGUUAUUGAAAAGAUUUGCACUGAGUGGUGUUAUUUUGAAAACACAAGAGUCCAAGGGCUCAUUUUACAAAGAAGUAUGUCCUGAAAAUUUGUUUAAACUAUAAGCCAAAAUGCAUUCAAACACUUUUUAAUCUAGCCUUUUUCCUGGUAGUAUUCAACCUUAAACAUCCCCAGAUCUCAGGUUGUAAACCCCACUCCCUUAGUUAAUUUGAAUGAAAUACUGUGCCAGUUUUAACAAGCUUGAUAGCAAUCUGUAUGGGGUGUAACUUCAACCCUGAACAAGAUUUUAUCACGAAAAUAGGCAUAGUUGACCACAAGUAUAAAGGAUAUAAUCCCAUGCUGUCAUUUUGGUUUAAAAGUUUUUGUUAUGGAGUUACGAGCCCCUAAUUACAGAUUUUCAUUAAGCAAAGGCAUUUUGUGUAGUCAUUAUCAAUAAACAGAUUUGUACUUAAA
Lingula anatina is the source of this 1991-nucleotide messenger RNA. RefSeq lists its product as uncharacterized. NCBI's taxonomy places the organism in Eukaryota, Metazoa, Brachiopoda, Lingulata, Lingulida, Lingulidae. The record is from RefSeq and is a predicted model, not a curated record.